AUGUCCGGCGCAAGCACCCCCCUCGGCGGCAGGUCCGGCAGGUCCACUCCUCUUCACCUCCGCGACGUCGUGCACGAGGUUGUGCGUCACUUCCGCAACGAAAAGGACUCGGAGGCCCAUCGAAUCUUCCGCAACUCUGCGGGUCACAAGCCCAAGGUUGCCAACAAUGUUCUCCUUCCCCAGACUGUGAACCCGGACGAGGAGACAGUUCCGGGUAUUGACACCCUGGAAGCACCGGUCAUCCCUCUCCCGGAAGACUCGCUCGAGUAUGCGCCCACGACCGGUGUCAAGGCGCUGCGUGAGGCAGUGGCUGCGAUGUACAACGCCGAAUACCGUCAGGACAAGCUGAGCCAAUACACGUUCGAAAACGUCUGCAUCGUGCCUGGAGGCCGUUCCGGACUCUCUCGUGUCGCCGCGGUCGUCGGUGAUGUCUACUGCUCGUACCAGGUCCCUGAUUACACCGCGUAUGACCAGGUUCUGAGCGCGUUCAGACGCCUCGUUCCCGUUCCGACCGCGCUUGACGCGGAAAACAAGUAUCGUCUCGAUGUCAAUCAAAUCAAGAAGGAUAUUCGCACCCAAGGACUGGAGGUCAUCGAAGGGGAGGAACUCGAAGAGCUUGUCCACGUUUGCCGAGAUGCUUCUGCCACUCUCAUCAUGGACGAAUUCUACUCCUGGUAUAUGUACCCAGAGGACGAAGCAGAGCUCGGCAAGACGGUAUCGUCCGCUCAAUACGUCGACAACGUGAACAGUGAUCCAGUCGUUAUUGUGAACGGUCUCACGAAGAACUGGCGUCUGCCUGGCUGGCGAGUGUGCUGGGUGUUGGGCCCCAAGAACCUGAUAACUGCGCUCUCGCAGGCUGGUUCCUUCCUCGACGGUGGUGCCAACCACCCGCUCCAGCUUGCCGCCAUCCCCCUGUUGGACCUCGAGCGCAUCCGCCUCGAGAAGCUCGCCCUCCAGAAACACUUCAAGGCGAAGCGCGACCACGUCCUCAAGCGCCUCGACGAGCUCGGCCUGCACGUCGCCGUCCCGCCGCAGGCGACGUUUUACAUCUGGCUCAACCUCGAGCAGCUCCCGGCGCCGCUCAACAACGGCCUCACCUUCUUCGAGGAGCUUCUCAAGGAGAAGACGAUCGUCAUCCCCGGCAUCUUCUUCGACAUCAACCCGGCCCACCGCCGGAACCUCUUCCACUCGUCUUGCCACCACUUCGUCCGGCUCUCGUUCGGCCCGCCGCUCGCGGACCUGGACAAGGGCCUCGAUGCGAUCGGGCGCGUGCUCAAGAAGGCGCGGCGCGAGGGCGGCCAUGCGUUCGGCCACAGCUACAAGAAGAGCAUCGAAGGCGUGCACCAGCUCGACAAGCACGUCUGA
Molecule: messenger RNA, 1365 nt
Organism: Epithele typhae
Lineage: Eukaryota; Fungi; Basidiomycota; Agaricomycetes; Polyporales; Epitheliaceae
Product: aminotransferase
Exons: 11
Coding region: 1-1365 (454 amino acids)
Biological process (GO): biosynthetic process
Molecular function (GO): pyridoxal phosphate binding
Source: RefSeq, a predicted model, not a curated record